AUGUCUGCGCGCGCGCCGCUCGGGCGAGGGGCCGCCAUCUUCACUUUGCCGGCUAUACACCUCCAGUUCGCGACUCAUCCUCUCGUCCGACGCUUCCAGCUCUUCGAUUCGCCUCACCGACUUGGCAAUCUCGGCGUUCUUGGAGCAGAUCAGGCCCUCCGGCACCGGGACGAGGAAUGUUGUCUCUGGGACGACCUCGUGCUCGGGGAGCUUGAGCUUGACGUGCGACGGCGGCUUCGGCGAUUUCUGGAAGCCCACCGCCAUCUUCACUUUGCUGGCUACCAUCGGAGGGAGAUUCUGGAGCUUGGGUUUCCGGAUGACGGUUGUAAUUACUUGGGGCAUUUGAGGGAGAUUAGGAAUGCGGGCGGGGGUUCUGCUUUCUAUCAGAAUCCUAAGGCUAGGCUUGAUCUGGUCCCGAAAGAUGUCAAGUGGACCUUCCAUCCUUCUAUUUUGAAGACCAAAAAAAUCUACCUCUGUGCAGCUACAUUAGAUAUUGAUUUUCCAGCAAGUAAUCUAAAGAUGACAAUGGUGUAUUAUCAUUUCACUUUAUGCACUCUUGGUUGUUCUUUCACAUUGUUGGAUCCAAUAACAUAUUUGUGGCUGUGUUGUGUGGGUUAAUUUAUGAUCUUGUCGAGAAAUCCCUCUUGUUGAGAAAUCCCUUUUUGUUUCAAGAGCAGUCCUGGUAAUUUGAGUGCAUAACUUUGGAUAUGCCUUACUUCAUGAAGUAUGGAACAUGGAAUAACUGCAAUGAUACAGUGAGAUUGUGGUGACUUUGUUUAGGCUUGCUUAAGAGAUGCACUAAGUGGAUCUGUGCCUUUGGAAUAACUUUUACAAGUAUUACAGUGCUUGUUAUCUUCCAUCUUUAAAAUUUUCCAUUUGGCUAUGGUACUAAAACAUUGUCCCUAUCGACUUGAA
Messenger RNA from Eucalyptus grandis, 915 nucleotides. RefSeq lists its product as uncharacterized. Gene Ontology annotation, biological process: ribosomal small subunit biogenesis; ribosomal small subunit export from nucleus. NCBI's taxonomy places the organism in Eukaryota, Viridiplantae, Streptophyta, Magnoliopsida, Myrtales, Myrtaceae. Gene Ontology annotation, cellular component: preribosome, small subunit precursor; nucleus; cytosol. The record is from RefSeq and is a predicted model, not a curated record. Bases 1 to 618 code for a protein of 205 amino acids. The transcript is spliced from 2 exons.